Messenger RNA from Leptopilina heterotoma, 1896 nucleotides. RefSeq lists its product as uncharacterized. The record is from RefSeq and is a predicted model, not a curated record. Gene Ontology annotation, molecular function: catalytic activity. The transcript has 4 exons. Lineage: Eukaryota; Metazoa; Arthropoda; Insecta; Hymenoptera; Figitidae. The coding region runs from base 1 to 1896 and encodes 631 amino acids.
AUGGGCAGUUGCGGAGAAUAUCAAACCACCUACUGGCUGGACAUCGAGUACCUGUAUUGUGUCACCUGCUUUGAAGGAGCGCAACAUGGGGCGAGCUUCAGGCGGUCUUGCGGAACUUUAUAUUUUAAACAGUCUUUUGAAAUUGAAGUCUUAUUAGAAAUGCUUCAACCAGUAAUUGAUGAUAUAAAUUGUAACUAUAAAGAUUCACCAAUAUUAAUAGGAGGUGAUUUUAAUGCAAGGAUUGGAACACUUUCGGAUUUUGAUCAAAUUGCGAUUUUUAAUUCGGGGUUGUUCAGUAAGAGACGUACCUGUGAUAUUUUUGUUAAUAAAAGAGGCUUAGAAUUGAAUGAUUUUAUGAGUUUAAACGGAUUUAUAGUUUUGAAUGGUCGCUCAAGGAGUGAUGCUGAGGGUGUAUAUACGUUUGUCGGAGGAAAUGGAUCCAGCGUCAUAGAUCUUGCUUGGAUUGAUGUAGCUCAUGCGGAAGUGGUUUAUGACUUUAUAGUACAUUCAUCAGUAAUUGAUUCAGACCAUUUCCCUAUUGAAGUUAUUUUUAAACCUAUAAAUCAAUUAAAGUCGCGAGAUAGAAGUGCUGGGCCCAUUCCUGAAGAUAGAUGUAUUAAUCGCUUAUGUUGGGAUUCAAAUAAAAUAAAUGAUUAUGUUAAUAUUUUGAAUGGUCCUGAAUUUGCUCCCCCUGACUCUGAUCUGUCUUCUGACGAGCAGAACCGGAUUCUGAUUGAUAGCAUCACGAAAGUGGCGAAUCUUUCGGGUAUGAUAAAAAGAACUAAUUUGAAUUUUAAAUCUAGAUACAAGAAACCAUGGUUCGACAAGCAAUUAAUUAAACUACAAAAAGAAACAAAACAAAAAGCUAAGGAAUGGAAAAAAUCAGGGUUUAGUGCUGAUGGUAGGCUCUCUUUAUGCGCAUCGAAGGCAAAAUAUAAAAAUUUGUUAACUAAAAAACGAGUAGGUUACGAGCAAAGUAUUCAAGAAAGAUUUGCAAGUGUAAGAGAUGCAAGAUCCUUCUGGUCUGCGGUAGAGAUUUGUCGGAGAAAGGGGGGAUUUGAAUUUAGAGAGAAUCCAAUAACAAUUGAAGAAUGGGAGGGCUUCUAUGCGUGUAUAUAUCCAGAAAGAGUGAACACAGAUGUGAGAUAUUUUAGUAAAACAGUCCCUGAGUUGGAUGGAGAAAUCUUGAUACAGGAAGUAAUAGCAGCGUUAAAUAAAAGUAAACCAGGUAAAUCCCCGGGUACGGAUGGCAUUAAUGCUGAAUUCUAUAAGAAUUUGCCAUUAUCUUGGAUAUUUUUUUUACAUUCAUUUUUUAACAAAAUUUUGGAUGAAGGGCGAGCUCCUGAGGCUUGGUCUCAAUCGAUUAUUACUCUAAUACAUAAAAAAGGUUUAAGAAAUGAUCCUCUUAAUUAUAGAGGAAUUGCAUUGUGCAAUUACAUCUUAAAAAUUUUUACUUUGAUACUCGCUAAAAGACUUUCCGAAUGGUCUGAAAAAAACUCGCUUCUCCCGGAAACACAAAAUGGUUUUAGGUCUGGAAGAAGCUGUGUUGAUAAUGUUUUCACAUUGCAGUCUGCCCUGCAUCUUCGACUGAGAAUGAGUAAGACGUCAGCAAUUGCUAAUGAGUUUUCAAACCCAGUCGAGGUAACAGAAGGCGUAUUGCAAGGUGAAACGCUUAGUCCCAUUUUGUUUAUAUUAUUUAUCGCAGAUUUUGAAAGAAAACUCAGGGACGCUGGAAAUGAGGGUCUGAAUAUAAAUGGUUGUGUGGACUUGCUUGUUUCACUUUUUGCUGAUGAUGCGGUUGUUUUGGCGAGUACCUCAGUGAGGAUGUCUCCGCAUUGGGCAAAAAGGCAACUGAGUAUGCAAUCUCAAAAUCUAACCAGGCUUUUGGGACGAUAA